Seminavis robusta is the source of this 2706-nucleotide messenger RNA. NCBI's taxonomy places the organism in Eukaryota, Bacillariophyta, Bacillariophyceae, Naviculales, Naviculaceae. The record is from the annotation of a GenBank genome assembly.
AUGAUGCGAAUUGCCACAACUUUGUGUUGUCUUUGCUUCUUGGCAACAACCCGUGCCUCUUCAUCCUUUCCUCCCAUGGAACGUUCUGUUGAGAUUGAUGGCAAUGGAUGCAGCGACAUCAGGUGGACAGUGGAUAAGGAAGCCAUGACUCUACGAAUUGCCUUCAAGAGUUCUGUUGAUGCCGAAUGGGUUGGCCUUGGGAUUGCUGAGUUUGGUACCAUGAAAGGAGCCGACAUCAUGUUGGUCAAGAUGAUUGACAACGGAACUGAUGAACCAGCCUUCCAGGCAGAAGAUCUCAUCUCAACUGACUUUGUCAAACCAAGAAAGGACUUUCUCAUGAAUGUGGAUCUGCUCCAUGCUGAGCUUGAUGAGGAUGGUCGGAUACAUGCUUUGGUGGAACGCCCGUUGGAUUCCUGUGAUGAUGAUGACAUUGCAGUUGAAGCAUUCCAACAGUCCAUUGUCUGUGCUUCGGGGUACCUAGACAACGACAAUGAGAUUAUCUACCAUGGACCAACAGAUCGAUCUGCUACCACUGUUAACUUCUUGAUUGACGAAGAUUUAUUGUACGGAAAAAUUGGCUUCUCGAACCACUCUAAUGAGGAGCGUGAGAAGACAUUGCUGGAUAAAGAUGGCCUCGUAACUUUAUGGGAAACUGGUUCUGGCGCACAAGAUCGUGUUGCGAUUGAUAUCCAGCUGCCCAAUGUCACUCUACCACAAGACAAGGUAACAUCCUUUGCCUGUGUGGCAUUCCGUCUUCCUCCUGAAAUUCCAGUAAGAGUGGUUGCAGCCGAAACAGUUUGGGGUGAUGGACUGAUCCAUAGCGCCUCAGGUGAGCGCCCGUCCUACAUUCACCACCAGACAAUCUAUCAUUGUGGAGGAGAUCUAGACAGUGAAUCCAUUGUGGAAGGUCAACUAUUUGAAUGUCAGCAUGAAAUGCCCCCCUGUCCGGUAGUCCUUGGCAUUGCAACAUCUCCUCGCGCUAAAGGUCCACCUGGCCUUCACAUUCCUCUGGAUCCGGGAACCUACAUUCUGCAGGUGCACUAUGAGAAUGCAGCACAAGCUCCCAUUGUUGAUGAUCGGGCAGGACUGAGACUGUGGGCUGAGCCGCCUUCCUUGCCAACAUCAACUAAUCCUUCUUCUUUGGUAUCGCUGGAGGCCUACCUAGACACCAUCCACAUCCCUGCAGACCUGGAGCAGAAGGAGUAUGCAGUCCACUACCAGAUUUCUGCCGAGGCAUCAAAAGCUACCCUCCCACGCAGUGGUGUGCAAGUCUUCACGAACCUGCUCCACAUGCAUGAUAGAGGACUCCGUGGCCAACUCCAAUUGAUCCGCGAUGGAGUGCAUGUACAGGACAUUAUUAAUACAAUCAGCUUUGACAAGAAAAGUCCGCAGCCAAACUUCAGAAUGUGGAAAUAUUUACCCGGUGAUGCUCUGGUCAUGACUUGUGUGUACAAGCCACAAAAGGAGGUGGACACAUAUGGUGGAAUCGCUGCAACUUCAGAAAUGUGUAACGCCCUCCUUGGAAUUGCUCCACCCGUCCCAGGAUUUGUCCGUGCUCUGGGUAUUUUGACGCCAGCUGAUCAACCGUUUGGCAAGAGCCAUGUCAGCUCCAGGUUUGGAUAUGAGAGAUCCCAGAAUGCAACAUAUACUCCAACAUACAAAGAAACAACAGACUUCAAGCCCCUUGUUGAUCAUCAUAAGGCAUUAUGUGCAUUGGUGGUCCGCGAUGCGCUGUACACACCCCCAAUUCGCAUUACAGAUCCUGGCAUCAAUGUUGCCAUGUUUCAGCUUCUUGUCUUUGCCUUCAUUUUCGUGGUCUCAUCACAGUGGAAGGCCAUCAAGGAAAUGAAAUGUGAAAGAACCAAGCGCAACACAGUCUGUUAUGUGCUUGAGCUGGUGUACUGCACUGUGGCUCUUCCUUUUCUGAUUGUUGAUUACAUUGAUCUCAUGAAGAAUGAUCAGUAUGUGGACACAGUGAAUGCAAACCUUUACAUUCCCACCCGUGCAAUUGGGGUUGGGCUGAUCUUUCUUUACCUGGCAGAGCUGUUCUACAAGCAGGGAGUCCGAUCUGACUUAAUUCUGCACCAUGUAGUUUCAAUCUUCAUGGCUUCGCUGUGCUUUGUUUCUGGAAUUGCAACAUUUUCGGUUAAAUUUGCCACCAAGCUAGGAGCAACUCUUACCCUCAUGGCAGCUACUGAACAACCAAUGUACCUUGCAUUGGUGCUCAAGAACUUUGGCUAUGCUACCCGUUGGUGGUGGCCGAAACUCUGUUACUUUGCUGCAGUUUAUAAUGCCAUUACCAAGGUCAUUCUGAUCAUCCUCUUUGCCUACAUCCUUGCAGUCUCCUACCAAGGAAUUGAUGUAUCGUGGGAGAUUGGAACUUGGAGUUUUUCGAGCUGGCUGCAAGCUCCAAGUUGGAUUAAUGCUGAAGUUGUCACUGCCAUCAUGUCAGUUCUAUUGGUUGUUCUGGCCUUGGCACAGCUAUUUCUUGGCAGAAUUCUCUUUGCCCUUGCUUCCAAGUAUCGACAAAAAGUGCAAGGGAAAGACGAUGUUAGUAAUACCGCCCAAGCAGAGACUGAGGUCCCGGCGGAAGCUGAGGCUGAUGCUGAGGCAACUGCUUCCAGCCCCUUUUCCAAGAUUGUUGAAGCUACCAGUGGGUUUUUCAGUUAUGAUGCUGACAGGUGGCCUGAAGACAUUUACAUUUAA